CCCGAUUCCCGAACCACCAGGUGCAAUUGGUAAGCUCAACCAACGCUGGAGUCACGAUAAGGUGACUGUGGUGGUAUAUGUAUUCGUGGUAUGGACGAUGCUUAUUUUCGGCAUUCCACACCGGUUUUGACACAAGCCGUGUAACAUCUGCGACCGCUACUGCACUACUCGGCUCCCCAACAAAGUCCUAAAGCUUAGACUCAAGUCGCGUCUACGCCCUUAUCUACACCGCGUCGCACUAUUACUUUUUCCCCCAACGUAUUUAUUGUCUGUCUCUUUGCCUCAGUUUCGUUUCCCGAAUACCCUUCUAGUCGCUUGCCCAUCGCUUUCACCAUGAGUACCGAAACAAUCCUCAUUCUGGGCGGUUCCUACGCGGGAAUCAGCGCCGCACAUUAUGCUCUCAAGCACACGAUCCCAUCUCUUCCAAAGAAGGACGGAGUCACGUACAAUGUCACAAUGGUCAACCCGUCAAAGGACUUUUACUGGAGAUUUGCUGCACCGCGGGCGUGCGCUUCGUCGCAUAUGAUGCCGUCGUCCAAGAUCUUCUAUCCCAUUGAACCAGCCUUUACAUACGCAUUCCCCAAGUUCAAGUUCGUCCAGGGCACUGCUACACACGUGGACCCUGCGGGUCAGACUGUUUCUGUCACAACCGCCGAUGGAGCGCAGACGUCGAUUCCUUAUGCAGCACUCGUUGUUGCGACGGGAUUUACCACACCGAGUCCGUUGUUCACACAAACGACCGAUGCUGCUGCGCUGGAAUCGACUUAUAAGGCUUUCCAAACGAGCCUCACGAGUGCGACUUCGGUCGUCAUUGGAGGAGGAGGUCCAGUUGGCGUUGAGACAGCAGGAGAGAUCGCCGAGCUCCUGAACGGAAAGCCUGGCUUCAUGAGCGCCGCACUCAAGAAACCGAAAGUGAAGGUCACUCUCGUAUGUGCCGACAAGAAGAUUCUGCCCGUACUCCGUGAGGCUAUUGGUCAGACAGCGGAGACGUACUUGAAGAGACUUGGAUGCAACGUUGUAUACAACACCAAAGUAGUCACAUCGACUAAAUUUGGAGAAGGAGAGCAAUCGAAGACAAGGGUAGAGCUGUCAAACGGUGAGACAAUGGAAGCGGACAUCUACAUCGAUGCAACCGGUUCCCGACCUAACACAGGCUUCCUCCCCAAGGAAUGGCUCGACAACCGCAACCGCAUUGCCUGCAACAACAAAACACUACGCGUCGACCAUGAAUCUGCCGGUCCCCGCGUCUACGUAGUCGGCGAUGUGGGCUCCUACACGCGUGGCGGCGUAAUGGAUCUGACUGACGCGGUCCCCGUCGCCAUGACAAACCUAAAGACGGAUCUCGUUGCCCAUCUAUCUGGGUCUGCACCUGCGGGUGACCGCCACUAUGUGGAGAACACCAAGGAGUCGCAAGUUGUUCCUAUCGGCACACAGAAGGGUGUUGGCGCGUUCAACGGAUACAGGCUGCCGAGCCAGAUGGUGUGGAUGAUGAAGGGGAGGGACUACCUGAUUGGUAUGGCGUUGGAGCCGACACUGAAGGGCGACAACUUCAAGAAGGAGGGCAAGUGGAUUGCACAGCCUGGCUCUGCCGGCCAGAGGAUUGCAUUGAGCUCAGGCUGAGCUCGAGCGUUGCAUGGCGGUAACCAGGAGGUGGUGUGGAUUGUUGUGUCUUGCGUUUGCAUAUAUCGCGCUGAAUGUGUGAGAAUACCCAUGAGACUGUGUUCUUUGAUAGUAAUAUUAAACUUGUAAUUCCUGA
This is a messenger RNA of Dothidotthia symphoricarpi CBS 119687, 1756 nucleotides long. RefSeq names its product FAD/NAD(P)-binding domain-containing protein. Bases 334 to 1620 code for a protein of 428 amino acids. Gene Ontology annotation, cellular component: cytoplasm. NCBI's taxonomy places the organism in Eukaryota, Fungi, Ascomycota, Dothideomycetes, Pleosporales, Dothidotthiaceae. The transcript has a single exon. Gene Ontology annotation, molecular function: flavin adenine dinucleotide binding; electron-transferring-flavoprotein dehydrogenase activity. The record is from RefSeq and is a predicted model, not a curated record.